AUGUCGACCAAUCAGCCACAAAUUGUCAUUAAGGAAGUUAGUACUGGAAAGGACUAUAUGACAUUAUUAACCAUGGAUGGUCGAUUGUUGUUUAUGGGACAAAAUACAUUUGCAUUGGGUUCUGUAUUGAGUGGAGAAAAGCUUCCUGAUUAUGUAACAUGUCUGGAGGAGGCUUGUGUAAAGGUAGUCAGUGGGAGAGGUGAUAAUGGUGUAGGAGAAACCUUUUUAGAAUUGGGUAAGAAGGAGACGAGGAAUUUUCUUCAUGUUGGAAGUGGAAUGUACUUUAUGGUAGUUCUUACGUCAGAUUAUAGAUUGAUUUCUUCUGGAUCUAAUGAGUGUGGACAGACAGGUGUUGGUCAAAAUGCUAGUAGCAUGGGAGGUUUUUCUGAAUGUGUUUUCAAUAAGGAUUUACAAGAUUCAAAGAAUGAAAUAUUGAGAGGAAUUGUUAAAAUUGCAUGUGGAUACCAACAUUGUAUGAUAUUGACUAGAGAUGGAACAAUGAUUGGAACUGGGUGUUCCUACCAACGUCAAUUAGGUCCAAUUGAAAAUGAUAUAUCCUAUGAAUUUACAAAAUUAGUAUCUCCUGAAACGACUACUCCAAUAGUAGAUAUUCAAUGUGGAUACUUUAGUAGUUCAUGUAUUGACGCUAAUGGAAUGGUAUAUGUAGUUGGACAAGAGAGUUACACUCGACUCGUCGCUGCAGAGAAAUGGACCAAAUUACAAACUUUUAUUUAUGAUCCAGUUCAAUACAUGACAAUGAGUUGUUCCAAUUCAUUCUUUCGAACAACAAGUGGAUUAGUCUAUCACAAUUGGGGAAGUAAUGAUGACAAUGAAAACAAACCAUUUGAGAAUUUGCAAAAAUUAAGUGAGAUACCUAAUGUGGAAUAUAUAUUUGGAAAGGAAAAUUUCUUAGCUGUAACGGAAUCUAAGGAUAUCUAUCUCUCCACAAACUCUUCUUGUUCUGGAAUUAUUAAACCACCAACAUCUGAUACUCGUUGGUUUGAAUACAAUGGCCUCAAACAACACAUUCCUAAAAAUGGAAGAUAUCAACUAUUCAUCGCCGAUGCAUUCAGCUUUUACAUGUACUUUAUUCUAUCCUCCAAUAAGGAAGGUCACUUGAAGGAUAAUCUGAAAAUUACACUCCAAAAAGGACAAACAGAUUUUGAAAAGAAUUAUUUCAUGGACAUUAUCAUCAAGUAG
Messenger RNA from Naegleria gruberi, 1200 nucleotides. RefSeq lists its product as uncharacterized. Bases 1 to 1200 code for a protein of 399 amino acids. NCBI's taxonomy places the organism in Eukaryota, Heterolobosea, Eutetramitea, Acrasida, Naegleriidae. The transcript has a single exon. The record is from RefSeq and is a predicted model, not a curated record.